AUGGGAACCCUCGCCGGCUGGCGGAGGCAAGACGCAUUUAAACUGAGAUCGGCCCCCAUGGAGGGACGUAUGGAGGCCACACCUGAGGAGUCAAGUGCGAAUGGCCAAUCAGUCCCUUACUUGGGAUACAUUGAACUUGGCAUCACCUUCUCUGAAGACUUCGUAGGGUCUGAGAUAGAGGUCCACACCUUGGCUCUGGUUAUCCCUAAUCUACGCAUGAACAAUGAAAGACAUCUGCAAGACCUACCUGAGGAGUCAAGUCCCCCUCUUGAGCAGCCUGUCAAAAUUAGAGCUCAACGGAAGAGACAUAUAGGUAAGUUUCCUAAUAAACUGGUGGGAACAAAGACCACAGCCCAAGUGACCAUUGUUGGAAGGAGCACUGGAUGUCUUUUGGAUACGGGUUCACAGGUCACAACUGUGCCUCAGUCCUUUUACGAGCAGUAUUUGUCAGAUCUGCCUAUUCAUCCAUUAAAUGAUCUCCUUGACGUUGAAGGUGCGAAUGGCCAAUCAGUCCCUUAUUUGGGAUACAUUGAACUUGGCAUCACCUUCUCUGAAGACUUCGUAGGGGCUGAGGUGGAGGUCUACACCUUGGCUCUGGUUAUCCCUCACCUCCGGACCGCUACGCAUGAACAAGUGCUUAUUGGCACUAACACUCUUGAUGUUCUGUAUAAGGACUUCCAGACUAGUGAGGAUCCUUCUUUUCAGCCAGCGACGCAUGGUUAUCGAGCGGUCCUUAAGAUCCUGGGCCUGCGACAAGACAAGGAGAGAGACAGUCAUUUGGGCUGGAUAAAGGUGAGCGGGAGGGAACCGGAAAUCAUCCCACCUGGGAAAACAGUUGUGAUUGAAGGGUUGGCUAACAUUUCUGACACUCACUGUGUGAGAGAGGCCUUGAUCGAACAGCCAUUAGCUACAACCCUACCUGGUGGCUUAUUGGUUAUGUCCAGCUUAGUCAGCUUGCCAAAAAAACGAUUUAGCCAACUGCCGGUUGUGAUAAAAAAUGAAACUGAUCGUGAGAUCGUCAUACCGCCAAACACUGUAUUAGCGGAAGCCAAUGCCGUGGAGCACGUGCUGCACAAAGAGCAAACUAAAACGGCACCGGAUUGUUCGGAUGGGCCGGGAGCGUGUCCGCAAAAAACCCCCCUUAGUUUUGACUUUGGGGAAUCCCCCUUGCCCCCUGAAUGGAAAGAGAGGAUCUCCGGCAUGUUGAAUUCAAUGUCGGAUGUGUUCUCUCAAGAUGCUCUUGAUUUCGGUCACACAACCAAAGUCAAACACAGGAUUCGACUCAACGAUGAGACACCCUUUAAACAGAGACCCCGUCCCAUACAUCCUCAUGACAUGGAGGCAGUGAGAAGACAUCUGCAAGACCUUCUUGACUCUGGUAUCAUCAGAGAGUCCGAAUCACCUUUCGCUUCUCCCAUUGUGGUUGUUAGGAAAAAGGAUGGUUCUGUUCGUCUUUGUGUGGAUUUUCGGAAGUUAAAUCUACAAACGAUUAAAGACGCCUAUGCCCUCCCAAAGCUAGAGGAAACAUUUUCUGCCCUUGCUGGCUCAAAAUGGUUUUCUGUGCUGGACCUCAAGUCUGGGUAUUACCAGAUUGAGAUGGAUGAGUCGGACAAGCACAAAACUGCAUUUGUGUGUCCGCUGGGGUUCUGGGAAUUCAAUCGGAUGCCACAAGGUAUUACAAAUGCCCCAUCAACGUUCCAACGACUAAUGGAGAAGUGUGUAGGAGAGAUGAAUCUGAGAGAAGUCUUAGUGUUCAUUGAUGAUUUGAUCGUCUUCGCAUCUUCCCUUGAAGAGCACGAACAACGCCUUAAGGGGGUGCUACAAAGACUGAGAGACUAUGGGCUGAAACUGGCACCAGAAAAAUGUAAGUUUUUCCAGACCUCGGUGAAAUAUCUUGGUCAUGUAGUGUCCGAAAGGGGGGUGGAAACAGAUGCAGAGAAAGUGGAGGCCCUAAAAACGUGGCCCACUCCUACCAACUUGAAGGAACUUCAGUCUUUUUUAGGCUUUGCGGGGUAUUACCGCCGAUUUAUUCAAGGGUAUUCCAGCAUUGUCAGGCCUCUCACUGUGCUAACCGCUGGAUACCCACCCAUCCGGAAAAGAGGCAAAAAAAUUAAAAGAGAUGCACACUCAGAGUAUUACCACCCUAGGGAUCCUUUCGGUCAGCGAUGGACAUCCCAAUGUCAGGAAGCAUUUGACCUGAUCAUUCAAAAGUUGACCUCAGCUCCAGUUUUGGGGUUUGCAGACCCUCAGCUUCCCUACAUUUUACACACCGAUGCCAGUACUAGUGGACUGGGGGCUGCUCUGUACCAGAUCCAGGAUGGUCAACCUAGAGCUUUAGCCUUUGCUAGUCGUAGUCUCACGAGGAGCGAAAAGAACUAUCCUGCCCAUAAGUUAGAGUUCUUGGCUCUGAAAUGGGCAGUGACAGAGAAGUUCUCCGACUACCUGUAUGGUGCAACCUUUACAGUGGUAACCGAUAGUAAUCCACUAACUUACCUGUUGACAACGGCAAAACUUGAUGCCACAGGUUACCGGUGGUUGUCUAGUCUCUCCACGUUUUCUUUUCGCAUCCAGUAUAGAGCUGGCAAACAAAACUUGGACGCUGAUGCUCUGUCCCGUCGUCCGAAUGGUCCACCUAGGGAUGAUCAUGCGUCACUAAAAGAGAGAGAGAGGAUUAAGCAGUUCGCUUUGUAUCAUCUCAGUGAGGAUGAUACCUCUAACACCAUACCGCAGAGCGUAGUCCAAGCUAUUUGUGAUAGGCACCUUGUCACUGUGGUUGAGAAUGAAAAUGUUCGUGGUUCUGGCCUUGGGCUGCCGCUGGUAGAAUCUCUGGCUCAUCAAUCCACAGCCAUUCCAGAUUCCCUUGAAGAAGAGCUGAUGGAUGGGUUUCCUCUCAUUGUCCCAUUUUCUAAAGAGGAACUCAGGCAACAACAAAGAAUAGACCCCGCAAUCAGUCAAGUGAUUGUCCAAUUGGAGACUAAUCAGAGUCCACCUCCUAGUCUCAAGGCAGAAUUUCCUGAACUUCCAUUGCUUCUCCGUGAGCUUAACCGCUUAGAGUUGCAAGAUGGUGUGCUUUAUCGAAGGCGACAGAAUAGAGCCAACAUCACCUUCCAAUUAGUGCUCCCUGAGGAGCUGCGAGCCAUGGCAUUUCAGAGCUUGCAUAAUGACAUGGGCCACAUGGGAGUAGAACGAACAGUGGAACUGGCAAGAACCAGAUUCUUCUGGCCAAAAAUGCAGGCAUCCAUGGAAAAAAUGAUCAAGUGUUGUGAGCAGUGUGUUUGUCGGAAAACCCCUCCUGAGAGGGCCGCUCCCUUGGUGAACAUUAAGACAUGUAGACCCUUAGAAAUGGUCUGA
Monopterus albus (swamp eel) is the source of this 3351-nucleotide messenger RNA. RefSeq lists its product as uncharacterized. Gene Ontology annotation, biological process: proteolysis. Gene Ontology annotation, molecular function: aspartic-type endopeptidase activity. The record is from RefSeq and is a predicted model, not a curated record. The transcript is spliced from 3 exons. Lineage: Eukaryota; Metazoa; Chordata; Actinopteri; Synbranchiformes; Synbranchidae. The coding region runs from base 1 to 3351 and encodes 1116 amino acids.